This is a messenger RNA of Owenia fusiformis, 1486 nucleotides long. Lineage: Eukaryota; Metazoa; Annelida; Polychaeta; Sabellida; Oweniidae. The record is from the annotation of a GenBank genome assembly.
CGGGAUUCUGCGCGCAGGGUAGUGAGUGGGGCCUGUGAUUUUUCAAUAGAUCUUAUCUAGAUUUAUCUGACCAAUCAGUGACAAUGAAAGAGCAUACUUUAAUUAAGACAUAGAGGUUCACCUUUACGUGGAAAUCUGUUCAUUUUCGAAUCUGGGGUAUUCUACAGAUAGAAGAUGGACAACAUAGCAACACUUUGGCGUCCAUGGAGAUCCUCGUCGGCUAAUAUAAAACUUACCGAUAUGCUGUAUGAUGCACCUGUAUCACUUGUCAACACGUCAAAUGUGACCUUAUCUACGUCACUUGGCAGAGUGGCAUGGUAUUCAGUUACAUUCUUGUUGAAACUAGGCGUGAAUUUUGCUGGUUUUAGGUUCAGUUUUUCUAAGUCACAAUCGUCCAUCUUGUAUUUCGCGCAUUGUCAUGACACACCACAAAUAAAUUCCAGGAAAAUAAAAUGCCGAAAUCAGAAACUAAACAAGAUGAAAUAUUGAGUGAAGAAGGAAAAUUUAAGCUUAAAGCUAGUGUUUUCAUGGUUGCUAUGACAGGAAUGUCUUUUGCUGGAGGCUUUGGAGCAGCAUUAGCAAUGGCAAAGAAGAAAGAUCCAGAUAGCUUUAACAAGAGUAUCAUUGGAACUAGAGACCAACCAAUUGGUGGGGGCAGUUUGGCUGCUAGAGCUUUGGGACGUGCAACAGUAUAUGCUGUAGGGGGCUUCUCCAUCUUCUGUUUUGCCAUAUGGAAACUUAUUGGUGCCAAAAAUAUGGAGGAAUUUAGAGAAAAGAUUGGAACAGUUGUUCCUAAAGCACCAAGGAAUCCAUCAGGAGGGAGAACAGAAUUUAAAAACUUGACUGAAAUAUUUCAAUAUGUUAUUGAUGAGGACAAAAAAUCUAAGGAUGACACUUUAACAUCUACUGGCACUACAGAGAAUGCAUCAGAAACUUGAUAGUGAUUGUGAAAAUUUGUGGUUGAACACUUGAUUUAAAGUGCAGAGCCUCAGGGUCUCUCUGUUGUGUUCUGUCUAGUCAUUUCUAAUGCUGUCAAAUCUAGGCUCACUUAACUUUGUAUCAACGGAGAGGCUUCAGAGGGGCUAUGAACUGUAGCAAUGACUAAACAUUACAGUUUGAUUAGUUUCUGGGAUGAAACCAGAAGACCUUGACAUUUCAUAACCCUACCUAUUUUUUGAUUUUAUACAAUACAAUAUAAAUAUACACACCACAUUGAAGCACAUAUCGGCCAAAGUAAAUAAUAUUUUUUUGCUUCAGUAAAAUUAAAAUUGAAAUCUGGCUAUGACCACAAGUGUGUUCACUGAUGUCCGCACAAAACGGUAUUUCAAAUUCUGCUUUGGGUUCAUGUAUAUGUAAAAAACAUGUACAUUCAAACUAAUUUCUCAAAAUAGGUACCGUAUCAGCUUUAAAAUUUUGUGAAUACUGUAGAAAUUGACAUUUAUAUUUCACCAAUACUAUUUCAAUCACAAAUAUUUUGUAAACUGUG